UUCUGCCGCUGGGUUGAACCACUCAGAGUUCCGGUCAUCUUCAUAACCGAUUUUCAGUGCAUGGGUUGGGCAUACGCAGUUCCUUUGGUAAAUGAAAACAGCGGUGUUUCGAUUCCGCAAACGUUGCCGAACGGAGUGCGGCGAUGGAAGUACGCCGUGUCGGACAAUCGAAGGAACGACCGUGAUACGCAACAUUUAGCGUACGACUAUGGCCGUGAUUUUUUGCCGAAAUGCCUUGUUGGAAGAAGCCCUCAAGACAAACUCAACCCUCGCACUUGCUCAAUGCAUUUUUUGGGUGCGUUUUUCCCUUGCCAAUUUUUUUAAGCAAUGUAAGCAGGGGUUUUCGUUCUGUAUGACGUAGACAAGCUGCAUACUUUAGUCAAUAAAGUAAGUAGACUGUAAAUACGUCAGUGACAAGCUUGCACAAGGUUGCGAUUUCCUUCUUUUUGCCGUCGCUUGUAUGCAAAUAUGGCGGUUUUUUUCUGUGAUAUGUCAUUUUAAUGUGCGUGAGUGGUGGAAGGACGGUACUGGAACGGCCACUUUUUAAAUUUUUUUGCCUAUAACUUCUGUGUAUCUUCCGUGGGCUAUGAUGACUGCAUAUGCAAGACUUUUUAAUGUCCGCAAAGAAUUUCGGUGAGCAGGUUGACGAUGGUUAUAAAAUGGCAUCGACCCAAGAGAUCCCUCACCCCCCAGCAAAGGCAACAAUUCCUAACUGCAACAGCAACCAAAAAUGCAUUUCACAACCAUCCUCAUACCUGCCUUCACUCUCCUCACCGCCGUCCAAGGCGCCAGCGUACCCGCGUGGCAUCCCCCGGCUCCAACAGACGUCCGCUCACCCUGCCCGGCUCUUAAUGCCCUUGCCAAUCACGGAAUUUUGCCCCGCUCCGGCAAGGAUAUCACACCAAAGCAAUACAUCGACGCAAUGAGCCAAAUUGGCGUUGCGGUCGAUCUUGGAGCCUCGUUGGCCUACGCGUCUCCUUUCCUCGUUCCAAGUCGUAAAAACGCCCAAGGCGAGACUGUCUUUGGACUGGAUGACCUGAGGAAACAUGGUGGAAUCGAACACGAUGCCAGUCUUACGCGCAAUGAUUUCAACACCUCUCCCAAUCACGACAACUUUUCCUUCAACCAAACCUUGUAUGAUCAACUCAUUUCCUUGAAAAAUCCCACUACCGGCCGACUUGACACGGACUCCCUAGCCAAGGCUCGGUUCUUGCGCCAAUCCGAGUCGAAAGCCACCAACCCCGCUCCAGUCUUUGACGUCAAGCAAGAUCUCCUCGCUCACGGUGAAGCCGCAUUGUUGCUUACGGUCUUUGGAAACCAGUUCGAUAGCCAGGUACCUGUAAAUGUGGCCGAAUCGAUCCUGGCAAAGGAGAAAUUGCCCUUUGAAGAGGGGUGGGUUCCCGCCAAGCUGCCAGUUGGAAUUCUCAAAGUUACGGCAGUUUCGCAGGUGAUUAAGAGUAAGGAGGGUGCCUUGGCCAAAGGUGGUCAGUAA
Messenger RNA from Spizellomyces punctatus DAOM BR117, 1492 nucleotides. RefSeq lists its product as uncharacterized. Bases 731 to 1492 code for a protein of 253 amino acids. The transcript has a single exon. The record is from RefSeq and is a predicted model, not a curated record. Gene Ontology annotation, molecular function: peroxidase activity. NCBI's taxonomy places the organism in Eukaryota, Fungi, Chytridiomycota, Chytridiomycetes, Spizellomycetales, Spizellomycetaceae.